Aspergillus lentulus is the source of this 726-nucleotide messenger RNA. NCBI's taxonomy places the organism in Eukaryota, Fungi, Ascomycota, Eurotiomycetes, Eurotiales, Aspergillaceae. The record is from RefSeq and is a predicted model, not a curated record.
AUGUCGCAAUCAAUCUAUUCUUCCUCAACCCCAGAAAACCACAUCGCACGAUUAUCCACAGAACGCACAGCACACGACAUCCCCUCAAACCCAUCCUACGGCAUCGACUCCCCUCUCGGGCUGAUCGCCUCCAAUAUCCUCUCCCCACUCUACAUCUACGCAACUCUCAAAGGCAAAUUCCAAGUGUGGGAUGACCUCCUCGCCAACCUCCCCAGAGAAACCUUCAGAUCACCAACCCUCGACCUCGGCUGCGGCCGAGGGAUGGUUCUAUUGAAGAUUGCCCAAAUCAAAAAACAACUCACCUCUUCAGAGUCACCCGUCCAACCUGCCUACGGCAUCGAUCUAUUCGUCAAAGGCGACCAGAGCGGAAACUCACCGCUGGCGACUUACAAGAAUGCCGCUGCACUGGGGGUCUGCGAGCAGACGGUGCUACAUACGGCGAGUUUUGCGGAGUUGCCGUUUUGCGAUGGAGUGUUUUCGCUGGUGACGGCAGGUUUGUCGAUUCAUAAUGCGGAUAAAGCUACGAGGAAGAAGGCAGUCGGGGAAGCGGCGAGGGUGUUGGUGUCCGGGGGAUACUUGGUUGUGGUGGAUAUGGCGGGGUAUGUUGGGGAGUAUGCGGAUACAGUCAAGGAGAUGGGCUGGACGGGUGUCUCGAGGGAGUUUGGGGGUCUGAGGAUGAUGUAUGGAGCGUGGCCUUGUCAGAUAUUGAGGGCUAGAAAGCUGUGA